GAAGGAAUAAAUGCAAGAUGGCUCCUCAUAUAAAACCAGCCGCCUGGCUUCUCUUUUGUGAUCUACAAAAUUAUUUCUCCCCGUUUGUUCGAUUAAAAUACCGUUUUCGGGGAAGUGCGGAGGGCUGAAUCAAUCUGUACGCUGGCGUGGAGUUACUCAAGCGUCUUCGGGCGCUGUGGGAAAUAUUUAAUAAGCGAGCAGGCGGAUUUUGAGGCAGUGCGCGAGAUUUCGGGCCUGUCCGCGCACGCGUCGGUCAGCAGCAGCCGAACCUGAACCCGAACCCUCGGCCGGACACAAACCCGGACCCCCGAACAGCUCACACAUGGCCGUUUCAAGGUUAGAACGUCUCUUUAUCUUAUUGGAUACAGGAACGACUCCUGUCACCCGUAAAGCUGCUGCUCAGCAGUUGGGAGAUGUUGUUAAGCUUCACCCACAUGAGCUUAAUAACCUGCUAUCAAAGGUUUUAACAUACUUAAGAAGUCCAAACUGGGAUACGCGAAUUGCUGCUGGACAAGCUGUCGAAGCCAUAGUGAAGAAUAUUCCAGAAUGGAACCCAUCUCCAAAGCCAAAAGAUGAGGUCUGUGCAGAAGAUUUGUCUCCAGAGGAUGUGUCCACAGACAGGCUGAGUUUCUACAGGUUUGAUAUCUCUCGUCUGCUGAAGCACGGAGCAUCUCUGCUCGGCUCGGCUGGUGCUGAGUUUGAGCUUCAAGAUGACAAGUCAGGUGAGACAGAUCCCAAAGAGCGCUUGGCCCGGCAGAGGAAGCAGUUACAGAAGAAGCUGGGAUUGGAUAUGGGUGCGGCGAUCGGCAUGGACACAGAGGAGCUUUUUAAUGAUGAGGACCUGGAGGACGCUUGCGCCUCCAGUACCAACAGAACACAACCUGGAAAAAGCCUGGGCUGUCACUUCUCACGCAAUCAUUUGCCAGCUGCAGAGCUCAUAGAUUCUGAGUUUCGUCCAGGCAUGAGCAAUCGACAGAAGAACAAAGCAAAGAGGAUGGCAAAACUGGUGGCAAAGCAGAGAUCCAGAGACGUGGAUUCUAAUGAGAAGAGCAAUGACAGUUUUGAGGGAGAGCCUGAAGAGAAGCGACGGAAAACAACAAAUGUAGUCAUUGAGCAGCCAGCGAACGACAGCAAAGUCUUAAUUGACAACGUUCCUGAUAACUCCAGUUUAUUUGAGGAGACUCAGGAAUGGCCUCUGGAAAGCUUUUGUGAUGAACUGUGCAAUGACCUCUUCAAUCCCUCGUGGGAGAUUCGUCAUGGUGCUGGCACAGGACUGAGGGAAGUGCUGAAGUGUCAUGGUGCUGGCGGAGGAAAGACUGUUGGCAGCACAGCAGAACAGAUGGAGCGUCAACAUCAGGAGUGGCUGGAGGAUUUGGUCAUCAGACUCUUGUGCGUCUUUGCUUUAGACAGAUUUGGAGAUUUUGUAUCGGAUGAGGUGGUUGCACCUGUCAGAGAGACAUGUGCUCAGACUCUGGGUGUAGCUUUAAGGCACAUGGAAAACAGUGGCGUUGCAAUGACUGUAGACAUUCUGCUCAAGCUGCUAACCGAAGACCAGUGGGAAGUUCGACACGGCGGUCUGUUGGGCAUCAAAUAUGCUCUGGCUGUCAGACAGGAUUUGAUCGCAGAGCUGCUUCCUCGAGUUCUUCCUGCCAUUACAGAAGGUCUGCGGGAUUUGGAUGAUGACGUUCGUGCUGUGGCAGCAGCGGCUUUGAUCCCAGUGGUAGAUGGAUUGGUUCAGUUACAGCCUGCUAAGGUGCCCUUCAUCGUGGACACACUGUGGAAUGCUCUGCUGGAGCUGGAUGAUCUCACAGCCUCGACUAACAGCAUCAUGACCCUCCUGUCCUCCCUGCUCACCUACCCACAGGUCCGACAGUGCAGCACACAACAGUCUCUGACAGUGCUGGUUCCUAGAGUGUGGCCCUUCUUGAGACAUACCAUCGCUUCUGUUCGUCGUGCUGCACUAGAUACCCUCUUUACACUGCUUUCCAAAGCUGACCAGAGUUGUGCAGUGUGGCUGAAUCCCAUCAUGCAGGACAUGUUGAGACACAUCUUUCAGUCCUGCAUCCUGGAGAGCAACCAGGAGAUACUAGAGCUGAUACAGAAGGUGUGGAGAGAGUUGUUGCGUCAGGCCCCGCAGCAGUAUGUGGUGGCGGCCAGCUGUCCCUGGAUGGGUGCGUGGCUCUGUUUGAUGAUGCAAGCGCCACACAUUCCAAUAGACCCCAACAUGCUGCUGGAAGUGAAAGCCCGCUUUAAGGAGAAAGCUGCAGGAAAGGCCCGACAGGGAUCUGUUCCAGUCAAGGAAACAGUCCAGGAAUACAUUGGCGGAGCCGAGACCGUCACAGAAGAGCCUGCCACGCGAGACUAUGUGGUGACACGUGCACGUCUAAUGGCUGCGAAGCUGUUGGGGGCGCUGUGCAGUUGUAUAUGUGACCCACGGUUGAACAGCUCUUCCCUAGAGCUCCGUCCUGCAGAGUCUCUCGCUCAACUUUUACUCUUCCACCUCAAUUCCAAAUCAGCCCUGCAGCGGAUUGCAGUUUCCAUGGUCAUCUGUGAGUGGGCCGGCCUUCAGAAGGAAUGUGAGCUGCUUUCUAGUGUGGUUCAGCCUCGACUGCUGGUCAUCCUGUCAGAGCAGCUCUACUAUGACGAGAUCGCCAUUCCUUUCACUCGUAUGCAGAACGAAUGCAAACAGCUCAUAGCGCUACUGGCUGAUGCCCACAUUGACGUGAGAGAACGAAUCAACUCCACUGUCUUCACCAUCGAUCAGGCCAAUGAGCUGGUAACCACCAUCUUCUCUGAAAGCACCUCCACUCUGAACCUAAAGUCUCGUCAGUUCCAGCCACUAGACAGCAAGCGAAUUCAGGCUCAGUCCACAGUGUGUGAGACCAGCGCCGAAUGGCAGCAGCUGCAGCUCAGAGUGCACACCUUCACUGCCUGCGCUGUGGUGGGCCUGGGGAUGUUGCCGGAUAAACUCAAUCCUGUGGUGCGGCCCCUGAUGGAGGCGGCCCGGCGGGAGGAAAACAGCCUCGUCCAGGGUUGUGCGGCAUCCAACAUCGCACAUCUGCUGCAGCUGUGUGCUGCCAGAUCUCCGUGUCCUAAUGCAAAGAUUGUGAAGAAUCUCUGCAGCUCAGUUUGUGUGGACCCCAUGCUCACGCCUAGUGCUGCAUGUCCCGUCCCGCCAGCUAGCACUCCAAUACAGGAGAGCAGUAAAGCUUCAGUGGCAGAGAAGGAUGCAAUGCAUCACAUGGUGAACAAAACAAAGGGCAUCAUCACUCUGUACCGGCAUCAGAAAGCAGCGUUUGCCAUCACCAGUAAAAGAGGACCGACCCCCAAAACCCCUAAAAGCAACACUAACAAUGACCUGCCCGUCGGGGGCAGCAUUAGCACAGAAACAGAUGAGAGCAAGAAGCCGUGUCUCAUCCAGAGGAGAGGGGCAGAGUUCUGUCUGAUGACUGUUGCCAGACAUUUCAGCAAAGAGUUGACAAAAACUCUGCCCUAUCUGUGGGAGUCUAUGACCGGCCCAUUGAGGAAUGCACUGGAUGCUCAGGAAUUUGAUUCCAGCCAGUUGUUGAAGCAGGGCGACUCUGUGGCUCAGGAUCUUGUAAACUCUCUCCAAGUGCUUGAAGUCACAGCAGGAGCCAUGUCACAAGAGCUCAUCCCUUUAUUGAUGGAGCAGCUGCCUCUGCUGUGCACCUGUCUGCAGCAUCCAUAUACCGCUGUACGGCAUAUGGCCGCUCGCUGUGUUGGCGUUCUCAGCAAGAUCGCCACAAUGGAGACCAUGAAUGUGUUUCUGGAGCAGGUGCUGCCCUGGCUGGGUGCUAUUGAUGACAACACCAAGCAGGAGGGAGCCAUCGAAGCCCUGGCCUGUGUAAUGGAGCAGUUGGAUGUUGAUAUUGUGCCCUACAUCGUGCUGCUGGUGGUCCCAGUGUUGGGUCGUAUGAGUGACCCCUGUGACAGCGUGCGCUUCAUGGCCACACAGUGCUUUGCUACUCUGAUUCGACUGCUUCCUCUCGAGGCUGGAAUCCCAGACCCACCAUCGAUGUCUGAAGAUCUGAUUCGGCAGAAGGCCAGAGAACGACACUUUCUUGAGCAGCUGCUGGAUGGAAGAAAACUGGAAAAUUACAAGAUUCCUGUACCCAUCAAAGCAGAGCUCAGGAAAUACCAGCAGGAUGGUGUGAACUGGCUGGCGUUUUUGAACAAGUACAAGCUCCAUGGGAUUUUGUGUGAUGACAUGGGUCUGGGUAAAACCCUGCAGUCCAUCUGUAUUCUGGCUGGUGAUCAUUUCCUCAGAGCUCAGGAAUACACCAGGACAAAAGCCCCCGACUCUUGCCCUUUGCCCUCCAUAGUGGUGUGUCCGCCCACCCUGACGGGCCACUGGGUGGAUGAGGUCGGCAAGUUCUGCUCUAAAGAGUUUCUUAAUCCUCUGCAUUAUACUGGCCCUCCCACUGAACGAGCACGGUUGCAGCACCAGGUGAAAAAACACAAUCUUAUUGUUGCCUCAUAUGAUGUCGUUAGGAAUGAUGUCGAAUUUUUCAGGGAUAUUAAAUUUAAUUACUGUAUCCUUGACGAGGGUCACGUUAUUAAGAACGGAAAGACCAAACUCUCCAAAGCGAUAAAGCAGUUAACUGCCAACUACAGAUUGAUUCUCUCAGGAACGCCCAUCCAGAACAAUGUUCUGGAGUUGUGGUCUCUUUUUGACUUCCUGAUGCCAGGCUUUCUUGGUACCGAGCGUCAGUUUGCUGCUCGCUAUGGGAAGCCCAUCCUCGCCAGUCGAGAUGCUAAAAGUUCCUCACGUGAACAGGAAGCAGGCGUGCUGGCAAUGGAGGCAUUGCAUAGACAAGUUCUGCCCUUCUUACUGAGGAGAAUGAAGGAUGAUGUGCUUCAAGAUCUGCCACCCAAGAUCAUACAGGAUUACUACUGCAACCUCAGUCCUCUACAGGUUCAACUGUAUGAAGACUUUGCAAAAUCUCGCGCGAAGGUGAACGUGGAUGACGUGAUUUCUACAGCGUCUACACAAGAGGAUGAAGAGAAGCCCAAACUCAAGGCCACUGGACACGUCUUCCAGGCUCUGCAGUAUCUGAGGAAGCUGUGUAAUCAUCCUGCACUGGUUCUGACUCCUCAACACCCCGAAUAUAAGCACAUCACAGAGCAGCUGAGCACUCAGCACUCCAGUCUCAGAGACAUCCAGCACGCUCCCAAACUCUCAGCCCUCAAACAGCUGCUGUUGGACUGUGGUCUGGGUUCUGCCGGGGCAUCUGACAGCGGCACAGAAGCAGUCGUGGCUCAGCACCGUGUGCUCAUCUUCUGUCAGCUGAAGAGCAUGCUGGACAUUGUGGAGCAGGACCUCCUCAAACCACAGCUGCCCGGCGUCACAUACCUCAGGCUGGACGGUAGCGUUCAGGCCGGACUCAGACACUCCAUAGUCUCCAGGUUCAAUAAUGACCCGUCCAUAGACGUUCUGCUGCUUACUACACAUGUGGGUGGACUUGGCUUAAAUCUGACUGGUGCGGAUACUGUGGUGUUUGUGGAGCACGACUGGAACCCCAUGAGGGACCUGCAGGCCAUGGACAGAGCUCACAGAAUAGGACAGAAACGUGUGGUGAAUGUAUAUCGUUUGAUCACACGAGGCACACUGGAGGAAAAGAUUAUGGGUCUGCAGAAAUUCAAGAUGACCAUCGCCAAUACAGUGAUCAGCCAGGAGAACGCCAGCCUGCAGAGCAUGGGCACAGAGCAACUGCUCAACCUCUUCACACUGGACAAGGAUGAUAAAGCAGAAAAGUGUGAUGGUUCCUCCUCAUCCUCCGGUAAAUCCAGUAUGAAGUCAGUUCUGGAUGGACUGGGUGACUUGUGGGACCAGCAGCAGUACGAGAAUGAGUAUGACCUGGGCACCUUCAUGCACUCGCUCAAAUGAAAGACUUCAGAGACCAGCACAAAACACUGGAGCUUCAGCCCCUAAACACUCCAGUCUUACAGCUCUUAUUAACCUCACAGGAUCGAGCUCUCCAGCUCAUCCUGUACCAAUGCAACUUUUGAACCUCAGGGUUUGCUAGAACUUGUUGGGGAUGACAGUAUUGAUUAAAGAGACGUGAACGCUUCUGAUGGAUCAUCCAGACCACCGGGGGGCGCUUGCUGACUUUGUAGGUUUACUAGGAAGGGCUUGCAGCUGCUGAUCAGACAGGACUAAAGUCUUAUGUGCACUGACUGAGAUCUGGAGAAACGGCAGGACGAAGAGUUUUAAAAGGAAAACACACAAACGCGUAGAACUGUAAAUAUUUCUGUUAUUUGCCUUUUUGGUAAGCUGGUAGAAUUUUAAUAAAUUCUAAUGAGCUCUUUACAAAUGUCUGGGUUUGCGUUUAUGAGCUUGUUUUUUUACUAUAAUUAUGAUGCCAUUGUAGUUUUUACUAUUUUUAUUUCAGUUUUUUUUAAUGUUUGUAUAACUCUACUUGAGUUUGAGUUAUUUUAGAGGACAUUAAGAUGAAUUAAAUGACCGCAAGACCUGCAGCUGAAAUAAAGAACAUAUUUAAAAACAAAACUACUACAUUUAAUAUUUAUUUUAAGUAAUAAGGUUUGGUUGUUAUUGGUUUACUUAUGGCCCGUUUCCUCUGAGUGGUACAGUAUGGUUCUGUACGGGUCACCCCUAUCAGGCUUGCGUUUACACUGCCAAAAGGGUACGACUGAAAGUUUGUCAAAAUCAUUCUUACUCAAGGAAAUGUCUACAGUAAAGCUGUACAGGUCGUUCACGUAUCAAAUGUGAAGCACUUCUCACAAAACAGAUGCUUUAUACACACAAAUACUUGUGUAUAAAUGUUCAUUACUAUCCUUUCUAUGAACAUGUUUGAUUAUAACUACAGAUCAAUGAUAGGGCAAAAUAGCCUGCUGUAAUGUCUGCAAUUAUAUAAAAUAAAUAAAUAAAUGCAACAAAUAUGAA
Messenger RNA from Danio rerio (zebrafish), 6925 nucleotides. NCBI's taxonomy places the organism in Eukaryota, Metazoa, Chordata, Actinopteri, Cypriniformes, Danionidae. The record is from RefSeq and is a predicted model, not a curated record.